Messenger RNA from Juglans regia (Persian walnut), 1193 nucleotides. Its product is annotated as rust resistance kinase Lr10-like. The record is from RefSeq and is a predicted model, not a curated record. Gene Ontology annotation, molecular function: protein kinase activity; ATP binding. The coding region runs from base 1 to 1161 and encodes 386 amino acids. NCBI's taxonomy places the organism in Eukaryota, Viridiplantae, Streptophyta, Magnoliopsida, Fagales, Juglandaceae. Gene Ontology annotation, biological process: protein phosphorylation. The transcript is spliced from 3 exons.
AUGAAUUGGUCCAGAUCAUCAGAUGAAGCGAAAGGUAAAUCAGAAAAAACAAAACUAGUCACAGCUGGUGCCGUCCUAGGUUCAUUUCUUGUACUACUGGUGGUCGUUGGUCUCCAACGUCUCUAUAUUAAUGAUAUGGUAGAAAAAGAAUAUCGGGCAAAGAUUGAAAAGUUCUUGGAGGAUUAUAGAAAUUGCAAGCCAACGAGAUACUCGUAUGCUGAUAUUAAAAAGAUUACAAAUAAAUUUGCUGAGAAGUUGGGCCAAGGAGCAUACGGUACAGUAUUCAAAGGAAAACUUUCCAAUCAAAUUCAUGUUGCCGUGAAGAUCCUGAACAACAGUUCCAAGGAAAAUGGUGAAGAAUUCAUAAAUGAAGUGGGAAUAAUGAGUAGAAUUCACCAUGUUAAUGUGGUUCGCCUUGUUGGCUUCUGUGCUGAUGGAUUUAGGCGAGCACUAGUUUAUGAGUUUUUAUCAAAUUACUCCCUAGAGAAGUUCAUAAAUGUCAAGAACCGUUUUCUUGGAUGGAACAAGUUGCAAGAUAUUGCUAUCGGAGUUGCGAAAGGAAUUGAAUAUCUUCACCAAGGAUGUGACCACCAAAUCCUUCAUUUUGACAUCAAACCCCACAAUGUUUUGCUUGACCAUAACUUUAAUCCAAAAAUUUCUGAUUUUGGUCUUGCAAAAUUGUGUUCCAAGGAUCAGAGUGUAGUAUCUAUGACUACAGGCAGGGGGACCAUGGGGUACAUUGCACCCGAAGUGUUCUCUAGGAAUUUUGGGAAUGUGUCUUAUAAAGCAGAUGUUUAUAGUUUUGGAAUGUUGUUACUUGAAAUUGUUGGAGGGAAGAGAAAUGUUGACACUAGCAAGGUCUACUUUCCAGAAUGGAUUUACAAUCUUUUAGACCAAAAAGAAGAGCUAAGAGUCUUUAUCGAAGAUGAUGGAGAUACUAAAAUUGUCGAGAAACUUGCAAUUGUGGGACUCUGGUGCAUACAAUGGCACCCAAUGGAUCGCCCUUCCAUGAAACUUGUAGUUCAAAUGUUGGAAGGAGAAGGAGAUAAAUUAAUCAUGCCUCCUAAUCCUUUUGCCUCCUCAAGCCUGACAAGAAUCCAAGCACGGAAGCCUACCACGCGUUUAGGUCAAGAGUUGGAGGUUAUCCCAGAAUUAGAUUAAGUAUAAUUGUUUACAUUUUGUUUUGAAAUCUU